Castor canadensis (American beaver) is the source of this 2361-nucleotide messenger RNA. It is a transcript of the gene Adgrg7, whose product is annotated as adhesion G protein-coupled receptor G7. The record is from RefSeq and is a predicted model, not a curated record. Gene Ontology annotation, biological process: G protein-coupled receptor signaling pathway; cell surface receptor signaling pathway. Gene Ontology annotation, molecular function: G protein-coupled receptor activity. NCBI's taxonomy places the organism in Eukaryota, Metazoa, Chordata, Mammalia, Rodentia, Castoridae. Gene Ontology annotation, cellular component: membrane.
AUGCCUUCCUGCCACAUGCGUAACCUCAGAGUGCUGCUGACCACUGUGUGUGGGCUGCUGAUGGCCAUCGUUUUGGGACUGGGCAUUUGGAGGAUAGUGAUAAGGAUCCAGAGAGGAACAUCUGCUCCCCCAUCAAGUACCCCUAUUGAGUUCUGCAGGAAUGGUGGAACCUGGGAAAAUGGCAGAUGUAUUUGUACAGAAGAAUGGAAAGGGCUGAGAUGUACAAUUGCUAAUUUCUGUGAAAAAGGUACAUCUGGCAUAUAUACUUUUGGCAGAAUUGCAGUGGGAAGAUAUGGACCUUCUUUGCAAACAUGUGACAAGGACACUCUAAAUGCUGGCAAUCCAAUAGCAACCGUGCUGUGUGGUUUCUCUCAAUAUGGAGAGAUAGAAUUACAGAAUGUGUCAGUAGGAAAUUGCAAUGAAAAUCUGGAAACCCUGGAGAAGCAGAUAAACAAUUUCACAGCAGAAUUUAAAAAUAUUUCUGCAGAAGCUCAGAUUUUAACAUCUGAUAGCAGUAAAUUAACUGCUGACAAUAUCACUUCUGCUGCUAAAGUGGUUACGCAGAUCUUCAAUGAAUCCAGAGAUGUUGAACCUGAGGCAAAAAAACUUGCUGUAACAACAGUAAGUCAACUUUUGGAUGCCAGUGAAGAUGUUUUUCAAAGAGCUGCUGAUGAUAAUGAUGAUGCCCUUAAUAUGUUGGUUGAACAAAUUGAGACUUAUUCCUUGUCUUUGAAUAAUGAGGUAGUGGUGGAACCUAAUAUAGCAAUACAGUCAGUUAAUCUACGAAAUGCUACAAGUGUUCGCUUCUCUGUGCUAAAAGGAACAAGUGAUUCUCUAGUUUCUGGCUCAACAUCUAUAGAUAAUGUGAACAUGCUUAAUCCAGAUGGACAGACUGAACUUCAGAUCUUGCUCAAUACUGGGGAAGGUAACUCUACAUCAUGUGGCUUUGUAGUGUAUCAAAACAACAAGCUUUUCCAGUCUAAAAGUUUUGCAGCGAAAUCAAAUUUUAGUCAAAAAAUUAUUUCAGGAAAAGUGAGUGAAAAUGAGAAAGAUACCUCUGUUAAAAUGGUCUUUAAUCCAAGGUACAAUCAAAGAGAAUUCCAACUUUAUUCCUAUGCCUGUGUCUACUGGAAUGUUUCAACAAAGGAUUGGGACACCUAUGGCUGUUAUAAAGACACGAGCAUUGACGGAUUCCUGGGCUGCUACUGCAACCAUACGACUAACUUUGCUGUACUAAUGAGUUUCAAAAAGGAUUAUCAGUAUCCAGAAUCACUAGACAGAUUAUCCACCCUGGGAUGUGCCCUUUCCAUUGCUGGUCUGGCUCUGACCAUCAUAUUUCAGAUUGCUACCAGGAAAGUCAGAAAAACCUCAGUAACCUGGGUGUUGGUCAGUCUGUGCAUAUCAAUGUUGAUUUUCAACCUCCUUUUUGUGUUUGGAAUUGAAAAUUCCAAUAAGGACUUGAAGACAAGUGAUAGUGGCACUGACACUGACUUUGGCAAAAAUGAAAUGCUCACAAGUGAUAUCAUUGACACCCCAAAUCCCAAGUGCACUGCGAUCGCUGCCUUGCUGCACUAUUUUCUGUUAGUGACGUUUACCUGGAAUGGACUCAAUGCUACGCAGCUCUAUUUCCUUCUAAUUAGGACCAUGAAGCCUCUUCCUCGACAUUUCAUUCUUUUCAUCUCAUUAAUUGGAUGGGGAGUCCCUGCUAUAGUAGUUGGUGUAACAGUGGGAAUUAUUUAUGCUCAGAGUGGGAAUAAUUGGGAGUUAGACUACCGGCAAGAGGAAAUCUGCUGGCUGGCAGUUUCAAACAGCAAUGGUUUUAUAGCAAGUUCAUUUUUGUGGUCAUUCAUCAUGCCUAUAACCAUUAUCCUCAUCAUGAAUAUUGUUAUAUUUAUUAUGAUCACAGUGAAAGUAUUGUGGAAGAAUAACCAGAAUCUGACCAGCACAAAAAAGGUUUCAUCCCUAAAGAAGAUGCUCAGCACAUUAUCUAUUGCAGUUGUUUUUGGAAUUACCUGGGUUCUGUCUUACUUUAUGCUAAUUAAUAAUGAUGACAUCAGGAUUAUCUUCAGCUACAUAUUCUGCCUUUUUAAUACCACUCAGGGGUUGCAAAUUUUUAUCCUGUAUACUAUUAGAACAAAAAUCUUCCAGAGGGAAGCUUCGCAAGUACUGAAGUCGCUGUCAUCAUCUUUUGAAAGAAUGAAACCACCACCUUCAAUGUCCUUGCUAAGACUGCAUGUAAGGAUGUAUAGUAUGCUCAGGUCCUUUCCAGUUCUACAUGAACAUUUCAGGCUGCUGGAGCCAUCUGUAAUGACCGAGGAGACAGAACUCACUAAAAGUGAACAAACAAGCUCAAGCAUCUAG